Messenger RNA from Nicotiana attenuata, 2636 nucleotides. RefSeq names its product auxin response factor 18-like. NCBI's taxonomy places the organism in Eukaryota, Viridiplantae, Streptophyta, Magnoliopsida, Solanales, Solanaceae. The transcript is spliced from 5 exons. Bases 313 to 2292 code for a protein of 659 amino acids. Gene Ontology annotation, biological process: response to hormone; regulation of DNA-templated transcription. Gene Ontology annotation, molecular function: DNA binding; protein binding. Gene Ontology annotation, cellular component: nucleus. The record is from RefSeq and is a predicted model, not a curated record.
CAAAGAGAAAAAAGACUAGUUCCACAUUGACUGACACGUAAAUAAUUGUCAAAAUGCAUAUAUAAAGCAUAUGCAUAUACUAUAUAUAUACAUAUUUGUAUGAUGAUUAAGCAUUAGUGCAUUUUAGAAACAUAAAAAUGACAAGUAAUUUUCACUUUCCAUGAUUUCCGAUUUUUGCUAGGCAAUUCAACAAAUUUUCUGUGUUUUGAGGCCUUCUUUCUUGGAGGAAGUUUUCAAGAAUCUGACUUGUUGGAGCAAUUUUCUGGUUUUCAGAUGCUUUUGCAGAUAUAGAAAGAAUCUGUUAAUUUCAAGAUGAAUACUUUUAUGGAAGAAGAAGAGAAGUGGUUAGAUUCUAAAUUUUGGCAUGCUUGUGCUGGUAAUAUGGUAGAAAUGCCUGCAGUUAAUUCAAUAGUGUUCUACUUUCCUCAAGGACACGCUGAGCACGCGUGUGGAAAUGUGGAAUUUAGGAGUGAUAUUAGGAUUCCAUCAUAUAUUCCUUGUAGAGUUUCGGGUAUUAAAUACAUGGCAGAUCAAGAAAAUGAUGAGGUUUUUGCCAAAAUUAGGUUGACACCUGUUAGUAGUAAUGAGGUUGAAAAUGUUGAUGAUGGGGUGGUUGCGAAAAGCGGGUUGGAUAAUGAUCAGGAAAAACCCACUUCAUUCGCAAAGACAUUAACGCAAUCAGAUGCGAAUAAUGGUGGGGGGUUUUCUGUUCCAAGGUAUUGUGCAGAUACGAUCUUUCCUCGUUUGGACCACUCUGCAGAUCCUCCUGUCCAGACCUUAUUAGCGAAGGAUGUUCACGGGAAGACAUGGAAAUUCAGGCAUAUUUACCGAGGGACACCUAGGCGUCAUCUUUUAACUACCGGUUGGACUACUUUUGUGAAUUCAAAAAAGCUCGUUGCGGGGGAUUCCAUUGUGUUCCUGAGGGCUGAAAAUGGGGAUGUUUGUGUGGGCAUCCGCCGAGUAAAGAAAGGAAUUGCAGGUGGACAUGAUACUUCUUUUGUGGUACCAUACGGAGGGUUUUCCGCUUUUCUCAGGCAUGAUGAGAACAAAUUAAUGAAGAGGGGAAAAGUGAAGGCGGAAUCAGUUAUUGAAGCUGCAAAUCUUGCAGCUAGUGGACAGCCCUUUGAGGUUACUUUCUACCCCCGCGCUAGCACUCCAGAGUUCUUUGUGAAGGCCUCGCGUGUGGAGGCGGCAUCGCAGAUCUGUUGGUGCUCGGGGAUGAGGUUCAAGAUGGCGUUCGAAAAUGAAGACUCAACGAUGAGCUGGUUCAUGGGAACUAUAUGUUCUGUUCAGGUUGCUGAUCCCAUUCGAUGGCCAGAUUCACCCUGGCGGCUUCUUCAGGUGACAUGGGACGAGCCAGAUCUGCUUCAACAUGUAAAGUGUGUCAACCCAUGGCUUGUGGAAUUAGUCUCGGACAUGCCCACCGUCCACUUUUCUCCCCUCUCACCCUCACAGAAGAAACCUCGAUUACUUCAACGUUCAGAUUUUCCUCUUGAUGGUCAUCUUCCUAUGCCGGGUUCUCCCGGCAACCACCUUCUUAGUCCCAAUAUCCCCUUUGGUUGUCUUCCCAACGACACCCCUGCUGGCAUGCAGGGAGCCAGGCAUACCCAAUAUGGUUUCUCAUUAUCAAAUCUCCACCUCAAUAAACUGCACUCAAGUCCGUUUCCUGUCAGUUUUCCACCACUUGAUCAUGCUGCUGCAACCCCUAGUCCCUCCAAUAGUACAUUAAUUCCCAAGCCAAGUAGCAGCAAUGAUAUGUCUUGUUUACUAACACUUGGAAGUUCUACUGAAACAGUGACCAAAUCUGAUUGUGACAAAGCACCACAACUUGUACUCUUUGGUCAACCCAUAUUUACUGAACAACAGAUCUCUCUAAGCAGCUCAGGAGAUACGGUUUCUCCUGUUUGUGCAAGGACUAGUUCUUCAGAUGGGAAUGCAGAUAAAAUAGGGAGCAUAUCUGAUGAAUCAGGUUCUACAUUUGAUCACCGUGGUCUAUCUGAGCAAAAUGUAGAGAUUGGACAGUGUAAAGUUUUCAUAGAAUCAGAAGAUGUAGGACAAACAUUGGAUUUAUCAGUGCUGGGAUCGUACGAGGAGUUAUACAAGAAGUUGUCCAAUAUGUUUGGCAUUGAAAUCUCAGAGAUGCUUAAUCGUGUGCUUUACCGAGAUAUUACUGGUGCGGUGAAGCAACUUGGUAAUGAACCAUUUAGUGAUUUUGUGAAAACAGCACGAAGGUUAACACUUUUAACGGAUACAAGCAGUGUAGGAGCGCUAGGGAGCAGAGCGAACCAGUAAAAUCUCCAUUUUGAUAUCGAACUGUAGAGCGCUAGGGAUGACUCUAUUCCUGCACUUUGGUCUUGGAAAUAUCGAGUAGUAGAAGCUCAAACUGUUGAAUGAUUCUGCAACUUUUUAGCUCUAAUCUUGGACAGUAUGUUUACUAGGUUUCGCGAUUGCUUUGAGUUUUGUUUUCAGAGAAUACCUACAACGAACAAGAUAAUCUUGCUUUUUGUAGGCUUUGUCUGCUCAUUUCUAGACUUGUUGAUUGAAGCCUUCUGAAAAAGGCUAAAACUUUUAGCGUGUUUGUUAUAGAAAUUCUGUCUCGUUUACAGUCUAUUGCUCUUUUACAGUUCAAAAUUUGA